Molecule: messenger RNA, 17787 nt
Organism: Paramuricea clavata
Lineage: Eukaryota; Metazoa; Cnidaria; Anthozoa; Malacalcyonacea; Plexauridae
Source: the annotation of a GenBank genome assembly
AUGGUUCUUUUGCAGGCAAAAUUGCGCAAGCGUAACAAAGAAGAAACAGCUGAGAGUUAUUUCUUGGCCGGAAGAUCUUUAGUCUGGUGGAUGGUAGGGGGAUCCUUGUUUGCCAGUAAUAUUGGUGGUUCACAAUUUAUUGGUGUGUCUGGUGACGCAGCCGCAACUGGUAUUGCGGUCGUCUCCUAUGAAUGGCAGGUAUGUUAUAGUACGUUUGCCAUGGUAUGGUAUGGAGUAUGCCAUGGUUUGGUAUGGUAUGGUAUGGUAUGGUAUGGUAUGGUAUGGUAUAGUAUGGUAUGCUGUGGUAUGGUAUGGUAUGGUAUGGUAUGGUAUGGUAUGAUAUAAUCAUGAUAUAUGAUAUAUGGUAUGGUGUGGUACGAUAUGGUAUGGUAUAGUGGUGGUGAUAUGGUGCAUAUGCAUGGUGUGUUGGUGGUUAAGUUUGCCAGUAAUACUGGUGGUUCGUGGUUCAUGGUUCAUGUUGAUUGGUGUGUGGUGUGACGUAGUCGCAACUGGUAUUGCAGUCAUCUCUUAUGAAUGGCAGGUAUGUUAUAGUACAUCUGGUCUGGUCUGGUCUGGUCUGGUCUGGUCUGGUCUGGUCUGGUAUGGUAUGGUAUGGUAUGGUAUGGUAUGGUAUGGUAUGGUAUGGUAUGGUAGGGUAUGGUUUGGUAUGGUAUGGUAUGGAGUAUGCCGUGGUUUAGUAUUGUUUUCUGUGGUAUGGUUUGGUAUUGUAUGGUAUGGUAUGGUAUGGUAUGGUAUGGUAUGGUUUGGUAUGGUAUGGUAUGGUAUGGUAUGGUAUGGUAUGGUAUGGUAUGGUAUGGUAUGGUAUGGAGUAUGGCAUGGUUUGGUAUUGUUUUCUGUGGUAUGGUUUGGUUUGGUAUGUUAUGGUAUGGUAUGGUAUGGAGUAUGUCAUGGUUUGGUAUUGUUUUCUGUGGUAUGGUUUGGUUUGGUAUGGUAUGGUAUGGUAUGGUAUGGUAUGGUAUGGUAUGGUAUGGUAUGGUAUGGUAUGGUAUGGUAUACAGUGGUAUGCCAGCGAUAUGAUAUGGUAUAUAGUGAUGGUGAUAUGUGUAUGAUGUGUUGGUAGUAGUUUACCAGUAAUAUUGGUGGUUCGUGAUUCAUGUUGAUUGGUGUGUGUGGCGAUGUAGCCGCAACUGGUAUUGCAGUCAUCUCUUAUGAAUGGCAGGUAUGUUAUUGUAUGUUUGGUAUGGCGUGGCGUUGGCGUGGCGUUGGCGUGGCGUUGGCGUGGCGUUGGCGUGGCGUUGGCGUGGCGUUGGCGUGGCGUUGGCGUGGUGUUGGCAUGGUAUUGUAUGGCAUGGUAUUAUGGUUUAGCAUGGAAUAUGCUAUGGUUUAGUAUGGCAAUGUAUGCUAUGCUACAAGUAUGCUAUGCUGUGGUAUGGCAUGGUUUGGUAUGAUAUCUUAUGGCAACGUAAGACUUUUGCAUGAUUAUGUUUUUAGGCAUCCUGGAUUUUGCUACUUCUUGGAUACUUAUUUGUGCCUGUUUAUUUGAAAGGAGGGGUAAGUACAUAAAUGAGUAGACUAACAGUGACAAGAAAAAUUGAAGUAGUUGAAACUUGCCGAAUUACUACUAUACUAAGUGAGUAAACUUUAUAAAAGUAACAAAUCAUAGAUUUUAAUCUUCUCUUUUAUCUAUAGAUAUUUACAAUGCCCGAGUACCUUGAAAAACGGUACAAAAGUCCAGUCAUGCGAGGAAUUCUGACUUUUAUUGCUUUAGUCAGCUAUGUCUUUACUAAGAUUUCUGUAAGUAUAUAUGCAAAUAUUACCAUUACCGUUUAACAGAAUUUUAACGAGUCGUCCUAAGGUCGAGUCGCGAGUCGAGACACUCUCAGUUCGAGUCACAAGUCGAAUCGAGUUGAGUCAUUUCAGUAUUUGAUCGAGUCAAUGCCAAUGGCGGUUCGAGUCAAGUCACUGGUUCCAAUCGAGACAAUUCGAACAAAUGGCUGAACUUGAGUUGAGUGAGGGAAUCUAUUCACGGGUUCGAUUCCCACCGUGGUCAGGCAAACUUUUCAGCUUGCCCGGUGUGGAUGCACACUCAUGCAGAGUAACAUCACAAACAUAGUAUAAACAGAAGUCAACAAUUUUUUUAUUCUGGGUAUUUCUUACACUUUUCAGGUCGACAUGUACGCAGGCAGUCUUUAUUUCAAGGAGGCGACCGGCCUGAGUAUUUAUGUCUCUUCCGUUUGUGUUCUUAUAAUAACAGCCGUCUACGUUAUCCUCGGUAAGCAAAUAGGGACCUUGAGCAAACAAGACGGCGACGACGAUGGCUAUUCACACAAUGAUAUUCCUGAUCUCGCACAAAAGAAAUGAAUAAUUAAAAGCCCCACGGGAGUUAGAGACGUUGUGUUAGUGCUUUUUACAACGGCAAAACAGAGACUUUCACGUCUCCUGUACAACGCAAACAUGUCAAGACGCGACAAAUGAAACUACAAAUUUGCUCAGCAGAAGCGUUUUUAACCAUAAAGCCUUUGUUUUAAUUUCUUCAAACUGAACUCAAUUCAUAUACUGACACAUGCAGUGGAUAAUACACAACAACUCUUCUUCGCAAUAAUUUAUUUGAAGAAGUUUGUUUUGGCUGUCGUCGUCGCGUUGCCGUCGUACAUGCUUAAGGUCCCUAAUGUUACGUGCAUUGCCCCGCUCAACGAGGAUGAGAGUUGAUGAGAGUUGCAACUUUCGCUCGUGUUUGAUCGCCACCUUUCAUCAACUUUGAACUGGUUCAAAUUUUGACUAGAAUUGAAACUAUUUGAUGAGUGUUUUUUAUACACGCGCGGUAAUAUCCGAUCAAUUCUCAUCAACUCUCAUGCAACUCUUGUUCUCGUUUGACCGCGAGGCACGAGGGUUGAGAAAACUCUAAUGCAAACUCUCGCUUCUCAAUUCUCAUCAACUCACAUUCUCGUUUGACCAGCGCUUAACAGUCGACCAUCGACUAUUUUCCGAGCACGCAAAACACAUGCACCUAUAUGCUGAUUGCUCUUCCCGGACGUUAUGGCCGAUCAUUUUUCCACAUUUAUAAUUUGAAUAAUUUCCCCUCGUUCUUGCAAAACCAAAACACAAUCCCUUUGCAAAGGAACUCAGAUAUUACUUAGUUAGACUAUACUAUAAUAUAAUAUAAACUAAGAAUUAUAAACUGAAAUUCCCUUGUUAAGGUAUUUUGUUCAAAUGAAUUGCUAUAUUUUAAAUUGAAUUAAAUUGUUCAAAUUUCGUAUGGGAAGUGAAAUUACAGUACAGUACAAUGCAAUUUACUGUGCAAAUUUUUUCUUUUGAGCCCUAAAAUAUAUAGUCGUUCGAUCAUAUCCGACCAAAACGUGGGUUGUAAGACCUUUUUAGGAUUAUAUUCAACUCUGGUUACGUGCUAACAACAUUAUUCGUACUGGAUAGCUCUAUCAGUUCCAAAACUGUUCUUCGUAGAGCUCCAGUCAGGUGCUAGUUUAAUGAUCCAGUGUUACUGCAAGUGAUGACUGAAAUUAUUAGUCAACAUACUGUAGGAAUCAUAUACUUCGUUCGCGAUGGGUCUGGGCAUAAUAUAAGGGUCUGGGCAUAAUAUAACCAUGAUGACAUGUUACAUAUCUUCUCAUUUUUCUCAGGUGGUCUUGAAGCUGUCACAUACACAGAUGUUUUACAGUGCACCAUUAUGUUGCUUGGUGGAGUUGUGUUAUCUGCUUUGGGUAAGGAAUAUAGGCAAUGUUCGAAAUAGUUCACUACAAAUUUAUAGCAGUGAUUUUUAUACCUUUGCCAAAGUGCCUGAAGCUGUGGAACUACGAACAUGGGCCCCACAAUAAAUAUACAGGGUGUAUGAAACUGACAAUAUAGUCCAAAUUCAUGUUUGCGUGUGUUAUGUAGAUAUACAGUUUAUCGAUAAGAUUUUAAAACAGCAGCAACAUUCAGCCAAUUGAGCUGUCCAUACAAUGAUACCUUUUGAUAUAUCAAUGAUAUAUCAUAAUAUAUGGUCAUUUUCCUUUAGUAGUGAUUUGUAUAUCAUAGAAUAUGGAGGAAAAUGACUAAAUAUAUAGUCUGUCAAGAUAUGAUGGUCUGGAAGCCCGGCAAACUUCAAAGCCACAAAAUAGAAGACCUUUGUUUGAUGUUGAACUGUACCUCACCGUCUACAAAUCCUUUGUCCCAGCUUCAUGAAAUAUUAUUCAUUGUCGUUGCACGUUUCAUCUCGGCUAUCCCUAUUGGAGGAUUAUUUCAUUAUACGAAAAUACAAUGAACUCAAUCACCGUGACCGUGCACGAAUUAACAUAAACUGCAGGGGCGGAAAAAGUAUCGGAGCACGGGACCAUUGGUUCCAGAAAAUUUUUUGAGUUCCCAGAAAAUAUUUCCCCAAGAAAGAAAAAUAUAUCUGUAAAAAUUUAUAUAAAAGGAUAAAUUUAGAGGAAAAACUCUAACCAAUAGAAAGAAUGCUACCUGUACUGCAGGUAUGACCUCAGCGUGCCCCCAGAUCCCUCCCUUUCUUGCGUCUGUAAAUUUACCUCAGGAUCAGACCCCUGAUGUUAUUUGAAUUAGUUCUGUCAUAUUCCUAAAAGUAUUAUUAAGAUUCUCAGUGCACUGUCACUGAAAUUAAUUUUUUCUGCGAAAAUAUAGCAUGACCAUCAAUUUGACAACUUGUUAGUAUUAUACAGUUACAGUGUCCAAGUACUGAUUUACUUGAUUUAUCACAGAAAUUUUUUUAUUGCCCUUUGUCGGUCCCAGAAAGUAAAUAUUUUUUCCACCCCUGAUAAACUGGCACGAAAACAUAAUACAAUGACUACGCUGAGAGUUUGAGUACGUUAAAUAGUGAUUAUUUUUCUUGUAGCAUUUGAUAAAGUUGGUGGUGUGGAAGCAUUAUGGGAUAAAUUUGGCACUGUUGCUAUUACUGCAGCAAACAUGACAAGUAAUACAACAAUGAGAAAUAUGAGUGAUUACAGUAAUACAACGUCGAAUGCAGGGUGCUAUAGCAUGACCCCAUAUUGGCCCAACAUGUUUCGUCCUGCAAGUGAUCCAGAGUACCCUUGGAUUGGAUUGUGGGUUGCCUUGCCUAUUAUUGGUAUCUGGUACUGGUGUACAGAUCAGGUGAGAGUGUGGAAGGGUGGUACAUAGUGAUUUUGGUGAUGAUGAUGAUGAUGUUGGUGAUGAUAUUGUGGGUUGUAAUUGCCUUACCUAUCAUUAGUGUUUAGUACUGGUGCACUCAUCAAGUGAGGUUAAGUGUUGUGUUAACUGUUGUGUUACGUUUUGUGAAAUUGAUGGUAAGAAGUGAUGUUUUGUUGGUGAUGGUGAUGAUGAUGGUGUUAAUGAUGAUGAAGGUGGCAAUGGUGGUUGUGGUGAUGAUGAUAGUGAUGAUUAUAAUUAUGAAGGUGGUGUUGGUUACUAUGAGUUGAUGAUGUGUUUGGUGAUGAUGAUGGUGGUGUGGAUAAUGAGGCUGAUGAUGGCCAUCGACUCAUGAUGGUGAUAGUAAUGCUGAUGGAAAUGGUGACGUUGAUAAUGAUAAUGAUAAUGAUAAUGAUAAUGUAAUCAUUACGAUAAUGAUCAUGGGCCUGUUGUUCAAAGCUGGGUUAGCUUAACCCUGGGUUAACUUAAAAUUCAAAGCAAACUUUCCAAGAGCUUGUUUAUAAAUUUGGAAAUAUUUCUUCAGAGAUCUUGUCUGAAUCAGCAGGAGUUUUCUUCUCUGAACUUUUGAAAUAAAUAGACAUGCAGAAAUCCAUAAACUAAAACAGCGGGUUAAAGUUUAAAUGAGGCUAGCGUUAACCCAGCUUUGAACAACCGGCCCCAGGGUGUUACGCCGUUUUCCCAAUUACGUUCAGCUAGCUUUUUCGCAAUUUAGGCCUUCUAAAAAUAACAUGACUACUACUACAAAAAAAACACAUAACAUUGUUCAACUUCAAAACAUCGCCAAAGAAGAAUUUGGAACCAGACCAGUGUUACAAAAAUGCCGUCUAGCCUAAAAUGUAUUGGACCGUUUUCAGUAUACAAAAAAUGUCGGCUGACGUCAAACGUUUGAAUUUAGCUCAGCCAAUCGGCCCAAUCAGCGCCUUGCGAUAGGCCACGAGACUGCCACUACUCAGACCGGUGUUGACGAAUGUAUCCUAAUACGAGACUUUUCUUGACUCAAUUUUGAAUAUUCCGGGCUAAUUGAAUUUCCCGAUUUGAUUAAAUUGCCGGGGUUUUUCCUUCCGCGGCUAACACCCUGAUGAUGGUGAUAGUGAUUAUGGGAAUGAUAAAAGGAAGAAAACUACCUAAAUUGGACCGCACACCGAUAUCCAUAUGUUUUUCCUAGGUUAUCGUGCAACGUGUUUUAGGUGCAAAGAACAUCGUCCACGCCAAAGGUGGCACCAUCUUUGCAGGUUUUCUCAAAGUCCUACCAAUGUGGCUCAUGGUGAUGCCUGGAAUGAUAUCACGUGUCUUGUUCCCGGACUCCGUGGGUUGCACAGACCCUGAGACAUGUAAACAAGCUUGUGGCAACGAGUUGGGAUGUACCAACGAAGCUUAUCCAAAGUAAGUCCACGUGGUUGGACAGGCCUUAAAAUAUCUUUUACAGGGCCGUCUGACAAAAUGUCCGAUGACGUUGAGUUUGGGUCGGACAUAUGUCCGAUGACCUUCAGUUCAGUUUUGACUUGGAAAUAAGUCUGAAUGACACAAAUGAAUAUCAGCACAAUGUAUUAAUUCUGAACGGUAAGUGUUGUGAAGAUAUUAAAUAAUUUGUUUCUUUCAUACUUAUUUCCAAGCCAAAAUUAACUUGCUUGCCAGAACAGCAGUAUUAAAAAAGACUUCGACAACUUAAGCCCGUUUUCCACUUCACCAUUUCGCUCGCCGCCCUGCGCUCGACUACGUUAAAACAACAUUUCCAGUUCACCUUUUAUACAAUAGUACUCUGAUUUAACAUGCAAGCCUCUAGUCCUGGGCUAGGGUAGAUUUUGAUUUACGAUGGACAAAGCUACAGUUCGGUCGGACACAAAUUCACUUAGGUCGGACAAACAACAAACCUCAGUUUCACUUAGGUCGGACAGAAUGUCCGGUGGUUUCCUCUCUACGUCGGACAAUUUCACGAAUGGGUCGGACAAUGUCCGUGACCGACAGAUAUUUUAAGGCCUGAUUGGAAAUUGUGUCAUUCAGUGCAUAUUAGGUUUUGUCCCACCAAGUUUUAUGGCAAUAAAAAUUAAGAUAAUUGCUUAAUUUUAUAGAAAUUGUAAAAUUAUAUAUAAAACUGCCGAUUUUUCAUAUCUUGCUUAGUUCUUGAAACAUUUUGAAACAUCUGCAAAAAAUGAGCUGUUCGCCAUCUUGGAUUAGUUGUGAUCUUAUUAACGAUAGUUUUGGUGACGUCGAGAGCAGGGUUAGCCAUAUAAAACUACUCCUAUGUGACUUAGUAACAAUUAGUGUCUGCUUAAAUCUGCUUGACCAUACAUUUUCUGCUUUUCGAAUAGCGAUUAGUGAAAUUUCUAUUGUUAGCGCGUGCCGAUUUCUUGAAACGAUUUAAUUGAUUUGUGAGCUUACGAGAAAAUACUCAGAAUGAUCUAGUUAAAUAUCAUGGUUAAAUAUGACGUAAGCAUAUCCAGGUUGUUAUACAUCCAUAUUUUCGUAUAUACUGUACUUUAACAAGCAAAGUUACUGUGCUGCGCUGCUGCAACUGUCCAGUCACGCAUAGGUAAUAAAAAGCCGAUAGAAACUUAUAAACAAAAGAUAAAGUAAAACGUAACAGAAUAGCGGACAUGCAGAUUCGGCCAUUUCAAAUAAUGGAAAUGUUGGGAUAGUAGCAUUGGAGACUGCAGAGGGGAGUGGGUAGUAAUGCUCCCUCGUGCACCACCCGGUGGAAAACUUGCACCCCUCAUUGCAGAUGAGGCUAGGUCCGGCCUGACAUGCAUAUCAAUGAUCUAAUAAUUGAAGAACUGAGCAACUUUUAAAGCUGUAAAACAGGUUUCCCCAUAAUUUUAAAACGUCGGGUUUUUUUCAGAUAUUUUUUGUCACAGAAUCGGUUUCGGGAGAUAAUUUAAAUUACUCACUCCCCCUUCAUCAAAACUCAAACAAUUUCCCACAUGUUUCUUCCCAAGAUGUCGAUGUUAUUUAACUAUUAAAACUUUGUAUUUUUAGGUUGGUGACGAAUAUCUUGCCAGUUGGUAUGGUCGGUCUGAUGAUGGCUGUCAUGUUGGCAGCUGUGAUGUCAUCUCUGUCCUCCGUAUAUAACAGUUCCAGUACCAUUUUUACCAUUGAUAUCUGGCAGAAGUUUAUCAGAAAGCAGGUGAGUGAUGGUGGUGGUGAUGAUGAUGAUGAUAAUAGAUUAUUACCACUAACAAUCGCGAUGGCCAAAGACGUUGCAUGCUUAGAAGCGUGGCAUAUACUGUAAAUAUGAGUAAUCAUGCUUUGAACAGGGAUAAAGGUGCUUAUUUGCCUGAAGAAUAUAUCCAUCUUGUUGUCAGAUGACGUCAUCCCGUGGGUAUAUAAGAAACCAUGUUUCCUCGAAACGUUGGAUUGUGAAUGCAGUUCGACUGGGAUUUGCAUUCAUUUAUAAAAACCACUGAGUAGUGAGCAAAAACAUGGAUGGUAAAGAUGGCGAUCAUGAUUGUGCAUGGUGAUGAUGGUGUCAUGAUAGUGGUGGUGAUGAUGAUUGUGAUGGUGCACGAUGAUGGUAAAGAUGCUGAUGACGGUGAUGAUGAUUAUGGUGGUGAUGUUGGUGUUGGUGAUGAUGGUGUUGGGGUGCUAAUGAUAAUGACAGUGAAACACAUGAUGGUGAUAUAUUGUUUUUAAAUUUUUAUAGGCAAGUGAAUGGGAGAAAGUCAUCGUUGGUCGAAUUGUUGUUUGUAUUCUAGUGGUACUUGGUUUACUCUGGCUUCCUCUGAUUGAUAGUAAGUACAAUUUCAAAUUUUUGUGCUAUGGUACUCUCAAACAGUAAAUAUCACGGGCAGGGGCGCCGGAAGCAAUGCGAAGCGGCGGGGGCAGCCAUUUCAAAAGGGCACUUGCUUCUCAGCCAUAAUGUUUCUGGGCAGCAAUAUUUGUUAAAACUUUACUGUAUGGAUACUCGAUUACUUCUGGCUAUUAUGGGUCGCAAAUUUCGACGUAAUAUAUGAACAACGAGAGCGAGUGUUUCACCGGGAUAUCCAAACACGACAAAACAAUGUAUGAAAACACGAGCGCGAAGCGCGAGUGCUUUCAUACAUUGUUUUCGAGUGUUUGGACAUCCCGGUGAUACACGAGCUCGAGUUGUUUAUAUGGCUUCUCAAAUGAAUCGAGACGUAACAGAAUGUUUUCGUUUGCUGAUUUGAAUAGAAUUCUUAACCAAGCAUAACGUAAUUAGGAAUUCUAUUCAAGUAAUUUUGCAUGUGUAAUUAAGAUAUUUGAUGAAAACACUAGUGACUUUCAUCAAGUUUCACCGGGUUAUCCAAAUGGCAUCUUGUGGUCAAAUAGGUGAUUGAUUAUCAUUGGCUGAAUUGCUCAAGAAUUAUUAAUGAAUAUGAGAAAUUAAUUUGAACAAUUUUAUUCGUUGCACCGUGCUAAAAGCGCAAUAUAAUCAGUAAACGGACGUAUAUUGCUUGAUUUAGCCCUGGGGCGUAGAGACGGGGAGGGGGCAAGGGGGCCAAGCCCCCCCCCCUAAAUUCUCAGAAAACCUAAAAAGUGCCCUUUUUCCGGUGGCAAAGUGCACUUUUCCUUCGUGAAAAUUUUUGUUCAGAUUGCAUUUUUGACUGACGGAUGUAGCAAAGCAGCAUCUGUGAGUCUUUGUGGUUACUUGAGUGUGAGGCAGUUAAUUAAACAAUGAGAAAUGACCAGCCUGCUUGGCACGCACUCUUUGCCUGUGAAUCGGGCCUUUCAGAACCGGAAAUCGGGCUGGAGCACGACAAAUGGCAAAAUUUGCGCGAUGCUCGUUUGCAAAAACAACUGCAAAAUGCUUUAUUCAUUUGAUUGUGGUGUCUUGAUAAUUUAUUAUACUCUAGAAUCAUGAAAAUAUAGAUAGUUGACGAAUAAAAUUCUAUAUGUUCGAUACAGAUAUGUAAACAAAUCCUUUGUUUACAUACGGACUGUACCGCAUCUUUAAACAUUGCUUAAAAAUAGUUCUAAACUCAAACUCGUGUGAAUAAUGCGCAAAUUUCGAGGUGCAGUUCUGGCAAAAACGGCAACCUGUUGCCCCCGUGCUGCCCCCGUGCUGCCCCCGUGCUGCCCCCGCAAUGUUUGGGCAAGGGGGCAGUUGCCCCCGCUGCCCCCAUGGCUCCGGCGCCCCUGAUCACGGGGCAGCAGACGGUGCUCAACAUCAGAAAUGAGAAAUACUGAAACUUAUAGCAGCAAAGAAAUUCUACUAAAUUUCUCUUUUAUUUAUUUGUCUCCAAAUAUAAGGAUAUCACAUAUGAUGAGAGACUUACAUUAUUUUUACCCUUUGAUAAGCCGGUUACAGACGAGCAAGUUUCUGCGACAACUUUUCUUAUUAUAUACCAAGUGUCAAAUUUGGUUCAUGUUUUCUUGCGUGUCAUGCAGUCGAGCGUAUCACCAUAGGUGAAAGUUACAAAAUUUGCAAGCUCUGAACGGUGGAAAUUACUUUUAUUCACCGGUGAAUAAUAAAAUCGUCGAGUUAUAAGCAAAGUUUUGCGUUUCUGUUUGUUGUUUUGUUUUCUUUGACACUUGAUUUAUAAUCAGAAUUAAAAUACUUAUCGAUUGGGACGUUCGGGAAACAGUACUGUAUAUGUUUUGUGGAUCCAAGACGCCAAUGCAUCCCUCAGCAAAUGAACUUGCUAACUUUUGAACAAUUAAGUGUAUUUUUCAUAGAAUAAAUUGGCAAAUUUAAAAUUUUUCUCGUCCGUAUGGCUGAACAAAUAGAAUUUGACAGAGUAAUUUGAGCACUUGCCUGCCUUUGUGUUUGUUGUAAUAUACAGCUUUCCCAUGAAAACCUGCUCGACAAUUCACGAUUCCCCAAGGACCAACUCAACAAAAGCCAUGGCGGCCAUGUUGGUGUUCCAGACAAAAGAGUCUAAUUAAAAUUCUUUUGAAUUGGAACACCAACAUGGCGGCUGUGACGUCAUGUGCAAACGCUCUAUACAGUAGUUCAAUAAUAAUUCAUAUCUCUAUUAUUUUUCAGAGGGAGGCGGUGGCCGUUUAUUCAAAUAUAUUCAAACCAUUCAAAUGUUGUUGGGUGCUCCUGUCAUGGCUGUGUUUUCUGUUGGCAUAUUAUGGCAUCGUGCGAAUGAGACUGGUGGCCUAGCAGGUCUGUAUAACAUGGUUUGCAGUAGAGGUGUGCAAAUCCGAUCCGAAUCCGAUCCGAUCGGAUUCGUUCGGAUUUCGGAACAAAAAUAUACAUUUCGGAUCGGAUCGGAUUGAUAAAGUUGUUUCGCGGUCGGAUCGGAUCGGACUUCGAUAUUCGAAAUAAAAUGAAUUAAUUAUCACGUAUUAUUGCAAGAAUUAAUUAUCCAUGCAUUUAUCAAAGCAUUAUCGCGGUUGUCGCUGCAUUUUUCGUUUGAUACUUCAAUUGGACGUCAAGAAUGACAUGUAUUUCUUGCUUUGCUAUUUAUUUGGUUAAACAUUUCAACGUGAAUGAGAAAUUUAUUUUGUUAAAGGAUUCUUCGGAUCGGAUCGGAUUGGAAUACUUUAUUACAACUCGGAUCGGAUAGGAUUUGGAUUAGACAAUUUCGGAUCGGAUUUUAAACAUUAGCCAAUUGUCGGAUUAUAAACGUCCAAUCCGAUCCGAUGCACAUCUCUAGUUUGCAGGGUUAUUAAUGUCUGAGUGCAAGUUGGAUAACUCUGUAAAUCGCGGUUUUAGAACCAGAUACUGAGAAUUAUUUAUAUCUGCUUCGACAUGGAAAAAAGUGGGAUUUUGGAAUCCUAUAUGCAUGCCUUAGCAAGAAAAUCGAGGAAUAUUUUCAAUUCUUCACAUAUUAGAGAGAUUUAUAUUUGACUUCCGCCACUGGCUUAGUACGCAUCUGAUUGGUUAAUCGGAUAUAUCAAAUGUAUCUGAUUGGUUAAUAGUCCAUUAAUAGUAGUGAUAGUGGAAGUCAAAUCUGAACCUCUCUACUGGUCUACUAUAUGUGUUACUUAAAGGUGUUUGAUAUCUGAUAAAACUGCCUAUCUUAUGAGUUCAUUGGCCAACGGUUUAAAAAAUCAAUGUUGUCUAAGCAGAGAAAAUCAAAGCCACCGACACGUAUAAAACCACCGACACGACAGUGAUUUUUCUUUUUCUCUUCCUCGUGAAUUAUUAAUGAGUUUUUUAAAUAUAUACCAUGAUACUGUCAUUUGAGACAUGUAAAUAAAUUGGGGUAAUGUACGUACGGUCAAAUUUUCCAUUGGUAGCAAAUUUUACCCAAUUUAAGUACACGAAAUAUUUUCGUAACGACUUAACGCUUGCCUUGGAGGACGCGCAGCAUUUCAAUUCUUUUUCAGAACCAUUCUCCGAGAUAUGAAAAACUACAAUCCUGGCAAAAAUUAUUGUGAACAGCGCGCGCGGAAAUGGAAAUACCUGGCCAAUAUACACGUGCAUGCAAAACAGCAAUGUUUAAGUUCCACCCUCCCCCCGGUUAAUGUUGAAAUUUAUACAUUGGUUAGGUGAAAGCUUUGCGAAAUGCAUGUCAAGACCAACAUUGUAGGGGGGAGUGGGGGAGAUAAAGACGCCAACAAGCCGGUAUGCCAACAGUAAUACUUUAGUUUACACCUCAGUGUCCACGAAAGUUCUGCCAGGAUUGUAGUUUCAUACUAGAAAUAUCAUGAAACUAGUUUUUCAUACCUCCGAAGAAAAAUUAUAACCAAUUGUCACUCAUGUUUCUAGGUCUGGUUAUUGGUGUUAUUCUUGGGAUGUCGAGAUUUAUUGCUGAGUAUAUACAUCCCACUCCAGCUUGUAAUGAAGAAGAUGUGAGACCAGCGUUUGCUUCCAUGAACUUCAUGUACUUUGGUAAGCACCACGCGUUAUCGUUUUGUUUUGUGUUGUCACCGAUUUUGACUCGUUGUCUUUUUAGUGCGUUUCAGUCAGAAUUAUGCGACAGCAGAUUUUAACUUCACAAAUUUUAGCUUCAGAAAUUAUUCAACUUCACAAAUUUUAACACUUAUAGCAGCCCGGAAACUGGCCCAAAAAUUUCUUAUUAAUCACCAAGUGUACUAAUCUGCUACAUAUAAUAAGGAAAAAAAAAAAUACCUGGGUUCCGGCCCGAUCCUCUCUGCUUCAAUGGGGACUGCCACACAGGCUAAAUCCUACCUAGCUUCUGGCUUGCACUGAAAUCGCCGUCCCUAAUCUUUCUAUUGAAGUUUCCAAAUGGAGCUAUUUUUCGUACCCAGUUCGUAGCGUUAGUUUUGUACUAGCUAUUUAAAGUAUACUAACAAGCUUUCAUUAGUAGGAAUGCAGCUACCUGAAAAAUAUAAGGAGAAUUUCGACGUUUCGAAGGGCCUUCGCUCGAAACGUCGAAAUUCUCCUUAUAUUUUUCAGGUAGUUGCAUUCCUACCAACGAAAGCUUGAUAAUAUUAUUUGCACUACCUAUAUAACCUGUUUCAUUCAAAUUGUUGAUAUAAAAAAUGUUUGUUGCAUCGGUGCUGCCGUAAUUGGAGCAGAAAAAAAGAAAACACGACCUACCCCAACAAGAGUUUGCAGUUUUUGCAACAGGAAAUAGGAAACCCAGUUAUUUUUUGCCAAAAAGGAAAUACAGGGUUCGUAGCGGUCUUUGAAAUCCUUGAAAGUAUUUAAAUUUGAAUGCAGGUCUUUAAGGUUUUUGAAAAGUCUUUGAAUUGUGUGAAAACGCGAAGAAAGUCUUUAAAAGUCUUUAAAUUCUUUAGUAAGUGUUUGAUUACACGAUUUCCUAGCUAAUAAAGUAGGUUGAUUGAAGAGCAAGGUUUUCGCAAAAUAUCGACGAAAAGGCGCAUUUUAGGAUGUGAUUUGACGGGACUAAUUACCAGGUAACAAUGGCGCUUACACUCGCAAUUUUUCGACAGCUGAUUGCUCUGAAAGGUCUUUGAAAAGUCUUUGAAAAUAGGCAGAACAACUCUUUGAAAGUCUUUGAAUUUUUUUGGUCUUGGAGACUACGAAUCCUGAAAUAUAUUAUUUUCUCACUCAAAAACUUGUUGAUACUAUCUCCCGCAUGAUAAUAUGCUUAGUGAAAUCCACUUUUUACAGAAACUGGUUACUACAGUACAACCAGUAGGGUAACUCGCCCGCUUUAUUUUUGGAAGUGUGAAUAUCCUUCGCAAAUGGUGGUAGUCUGUCUGAAGAAGUCUGCGUGUCAGGCUUGAAAUAGAGCCUGCUACUGAAUCAAAACGGUGAUUGUUAAUUAGAUUACCAAAAACUAGUUUAAAAUAUGACAAUAACGGCCAAUUUUCCGCCAAUAUCUUGAAAAUAAAUAUUCCAAUUUUCAUUAAACGGCCAGGAAUUACAUACUAAAUAAUAAUAACGGUUAUUGACCGUGUUUAUAGACAGCAAAGGCAGUAAUUAAUGCGGCCAAAUGUAUACAAUUACAAGUACGGACUAUCAUAUUACGUAAACAACAACUUUGAUAUUACCUUAGAAAGCAAGGCUAUUUUUAUUUCUGACCAGUGGGAAUUUUGCGUACGAUUCGUACGCAUAAAUCCACUUUUUACUUUUUAUUGACUUCAGUAACAAGCUCUAUUUCAUCAUAGAGUCUGAGACGCAGGCACUAUCUUGUGAGAAAAACUUUUCCCAAAAGUCUCUGAAUUAUCAUUAUUGUUUUUCCUAGGCAUCAUUCUAUUCUCUGUCACAGUAGCGGUGAUCGUUGCUGCAAGUCUCGUGAGAGAUGCAAUUCCACUCGAGGAUCUCGCGGGACUCACGUGGAAGACUCUUCAUGACAAGAAGAAACCUGAUUCAGAACCGAAUCAUGCAGGUUAGCAUAAGAGCAUAAGAUCCCAUGUUCGAUAAAAUUUUUGAUUCCAGUAUUCAGAUACGCAAACCGUUUACAGUACAACAUUAACCUCCCCCCUCCCGUCGACAACAUUUUCGGGAAAAAUUUGUACGACUUGGUCAAAAUCCUAGGAAAUGUUGGUCAAAACAUGACGACACCCCCCCCCCCAAUGUUUAUGGCUUCGCGACGUCCCUGCGUACAGUUACGUAAGAAGUAUUUUGCUUAAUUAAUUUAAAAUUAUUAAAAGAUGUCAAGUCCAAGAUGGCGGACGCAAAGCAACGUAGCCUGCGAACAGGCUCUCAAGCUGAAUUGAGAGCCUGCAUGGAUGACUAAUGAAUUUGAAUAUCUGCCCCGUAACGUUCGUUUUUCCAAAUAUGGAAUGUCUAUCCUUAUAUGGCGUUGUUUACAACUUUCGUGCAAACUAAAUUUAGACCGUGCAAACUAAAUUUAGACCGUACAGUUUGUACUGUUAUUCGAAAUAUAAGAUAUUCAAGCAAAAGUUUAAAUGUUUUAAAUACUGUUUUCUCGAAACAGAACACUUCGUGCUUUGAGAUAAGAUGGCCAAGACCAAUUUGAUCAGUUAAUGUGUUUUUUAUGCAUAGUGCUUCAGCAGUUGACAUAUAUAGAGCUCAGCGGAAACAUAUAAAUUAUAGCAUCUGACCAAUUAGAAUUUCGCGUCACGAUUUGAGACGCAGAUAUUCAAAUUCAUUAGUCAUCGAUGCAGGCUCUCAAUUCAGCUUGAGAGCCUGUUCGCAGGCUAAAAGCAACUAUGCAUUAUUAUACAUAACAAUGUAAUUUAUGCAAUUUUCGGCGUGAUCACAAAGGAAAAUUUCAACCAAUCAUAUUCCGCCCCGCGUUGUGCGGGGGCAACUGUACGGCAUUAGUGUUGAUUAAUCGCAGACUGUUUCUCCGCCGCUCCAGGGGGGUCGACUGAGAGCAGACUAAAUAUUCAACUACUAAGCUUGAAACUUGUGCUACCAUUAAAUUUUGCGCCCCUAGAUUUAGAGUUUAAGUGAAUGAAUUGGAUGUAUAAACAAGCUUAAGAGAGAGAAAUGCUUAUAGUCGCCAGAAAAGGUUGCAGAUUCAUUGAGGUAACCAUUUACAACUCGAUUUGUUUGGGAUUCAUAUGUUUCUAGCGACAAAGUCUCUAUUUUUUCCGGAUUCAAAGUUCGCCCAUACGGCUCCAAACGAUGAUGAUUUCCUGUCGGAUUAGCUGCAUGUGCAAAUCGGGCAACAUGAAUCCGGUACUAAAAUAUUUCGAUUCAUUGAUUGGUUAUAACGAAUUUCGCCAUUUCGGGAAGCUAUUAAUUCGUCGUUCUUGUUCAAAGUGACUAUAACGUUAUCGACGUCAUUUCCACGGUCUUAUAACCACGUUGGAGCUGAUAAACAAUAUUUGGCUCGAUUACAUUUCCAAUCAUUGAGCUAAAAUACAGUUAUGCCAUCUCCAAAGCAUGACUCGCUCAAAUAUUGAAGACUAAAAAGCAAUGUCAUGUAACAGUCAUAUGUCAAUACUAUAUAUCAAUCAAUCAAUCAAUCAAUCAAUCAAUCAAUCAAUCAAUCAAAGUCACAAUCAUAACCAUUUUCCGAUUUGUCAUGAGGCAAAUGGUGUCUCCAACGAAACAACAUGAAACUUUAGACUGCAUAAAUUUGCGCAAGCCGAGUUAUCAAACUCAUGUCACAGAAGUGGUAAAAGAACAUGUGUGAUGACUAAAUGGUAUCUAAACGGCUAAAGGUUUUGUCCAGGGGCGGGUGUUUAUUUUUAAAUUGAUAUCUGAGGUUGGGUAAAAAGGUUUUGACUUUGUAAAAGUCGGAUCAGCAAAAUUUUUACAAAGAAAAACAUUUCUUUUCGGUGCCGUCCUGCCUUUUCCAAAUCUGAGAUUGUACGCAGUGAAUAAGGGAUUUGUAGAACUAUAAUUGUGAGUAUAAUCAUUAUAAGUUAAUUUACAGUUAAAUGUUUGGAAAAAAAUGUUUUCAUAUCGCUUGGAUUUUUCGCGUCGUUCUCAAAAAUGUACCCCAAAAAUGGCGAAUUUGGCCUUCGUGAGAAAGGCUAUGAAUUGGUCAAUCGUGCUCGGAAUGAUACAAGAAAGGUAUCAUUCAAUAGCUAAAAUCCUAAUUUUUAUUCAUAUGGAAACAUUGAAUCUGCAUGUGAAACGUAAUAUUGAGUACACAAGAGCACACUAAUUUUGGAUUAUCUUUUUUUAUACACCCUGUAUUUUCUGAUUUUCGUUAUAUGUCUAUCCGUUUCAGAUGAGCAUGAACUGUCGCCUCGUCAAGAGACGGACAGCAUGAUGCCAAAAGAAAGCAACAGCAAAGUAUUGUGGGUAACAGCAAAUGGAGACGGCGAGAAUGUCUCCACGAUUGAGAAUGGACGGCUGACCGAUAGCGCGGGCGCUGAAGACGUGUUACAUCAGACACGAAAGGAGAAGAUUACCCUAAACUGUGGUACAGCUUGCCUCUUGUUCACACUUGCUGUGGUGUGGAUAUAUUAUAGGUAGAUCUACAUGAAGUAGAUUAGAUGAUAGAUUGUGACCGCAUGGCAUACGGUCUCGGGGUGUUUCUAUUGAACUCAUUUAACGUCCAAAAAACAGUUAUAAAACCGUUUUUCCCAGCCCGCGUGUAAAACGUAUAAAAGCCGUAAAAACGCCUCUUGGGAGGAGAGAGUGGGGAGACGUAUUGCCAUGCAUUGGGUCACUGAGAUUUGUUUGGCCGAUUUCACUACGUCUACUGGAUGUCGCGGGAUGAUGUCUUCGGCGGGUGUUUUAUCAUUUGUCAUUGAGAUCGGCAAAACAAAUCUCUGUGUAAAGAACUGUAUUUUAUGUUUUUUUGUCCAGUAUAUUGAUAUAUGUUUGUCUGUCUAUUUUAGUGUACCUAUAGUAUACAUUUUAUUGUUUCCGUAAUCCGUAUAACUGUACGCUGUAUUUAUUAUUAGUUGUACGCUGUAUUUAUUAUUAAAUAUUAAAAUAUUAUUUUGUCCAUAAUUAUAGUAAUAUUGUAUCAUGAG